This is a messenger RNA of Auanema sp. JU1783, 402 nucleotides long. The record is from the annotation of a GenBank genome assembly. NCBI's taxonomy places the organism in Eukaryota, Metazoa, Nematoda, Chromadorea, Rhabditida, Rhabditidae.
AUGAACAUCAAAUUCUCCAUUGUUAUUCUCAUUCUCGGAUUAUCCUGCGUUCAUGUACUGGCUAACCCAGUCAGUACUACUACUACAAGACGUCCAGUACGUCUAUGUGCCAUGGAUAUCAUUAGAAGAAUGAAGAGACUAUGUCUGGGAUGUACAAAAGCUGUUGGAGAGAAGUUGAGUCCCAUUGGUGGAGGAGAGCCUGUCAUCGAUAAGAGAAUCUUACAGGAAGCGAUCAAUGAGAACCUAUCCACACCGAUACCUGGUAGAUUGAAUCUUAGUGGAACUCUGACUGAUAUCUGUUGUGAACAAUCCAAAUGCUAUGACGAAUUCUUAUUGGAGUUCUGCUGUACUACAGAGGAAAGAGCAAUGGUCCGAAGUGGAGGAACAACAUCGGCUCCUUGA